This is a messenger RNA of Daktulosphaira vitifoliae (grape phylloxera), 3378 nucleotides long. Its product is annotated as nardilysin-like. Gene Ontology annotation, biological process: proteolysis. NCBI's taxonomy places the organism in Eukaryota, Metazoa, Arthropoda, Insecta, Hemiptera, Phylloxeridae. The record is from RefSeq and is a predicted model, not a curated record. The transcript has 2 exons. Gene Ontology annotation, molecular function: metalloendopeptidase activity; metal ion binding. The coding region runs from base 140 to 3121 and encodes 993 amino acids.
AAUAUUCUAUGUUAAUAAGUUUACUUUAAAUUUACUAAGCGAUAAGACUAACGUCUUUAGAUAGAAAAUUUAUUGUUAGUCAUUUACUUUUUUUAAACAUGAAACUUUUUUUUAGUUUAUAUAGUAUCUUCUAGUCAUUAUGUCCAAUCUACAAAAAUUUAUACGCAAAGGUUUGGGUAAUAAAAAAGAUUAUCUAUCUUAUACUCUAAAGAAUGGUUUGCGAUGUUUACUUAUUAGUGUCGGAGAAAAUGAAGACAUUUUAAACAACAAACCUAAACUACAGACUUCAUGUAUUACUGUUGAAGAUAGUGAUGGUUCUUCAUCAGAUAGUUCUUGCUCUAGUACUGAAGAUGAAAAUGAAUCACAAUUAACAGAUUCUUGUGCUAUGUCAUUAUGUGUUAAUAUUGGAAGUUUUUGUGACCCAAUAGAAGCACAAGGAUUAGCUCAUUUACUAGAACAUAUGGUAUCAAUGGGUAGUGAACGUUUUCCAGCAGAUAAUCAUUUUGAUCGGUUUCUUUACCGUAAAGCAGGUUAUUCAAAUGCCGAAACAGGAUGUGAGUAUACAAAUUUUCAUUUUGAAGUACCUCUAGAAUAUUUUCAAGAAGCUGCAGAUAUAUUUGCCAGUAUGUUCCAGGCCCCAAAAUUGGCCAAAGAAUCAAUAGAUAAAGAAAAGCAAGUUGUUGAUUCAGAAUUUCAAAUGGCAUUAAAUGAUGAUGAUAGUCGUAUUCAAAGAUUAAUAUCUAUGUGUGCUGAUAAGUCAAACCCUGCAUGUCAAUUUUUUUGGGGCAAUUUAGAAAGUUUGAAUGAUGAAAAUUUGGGCCAAAUGGUAGUUGAUUUUUGGAAAAAGUAUUAUUCAGCUAGUAGGAUGACAUUAGCAAUUCAAAGUAAGCAAUCAACUCAUGAAAUGCUAGAAUGGGUUGAAAAGAUGUUUAGUAGUAUACCAACAGAUAAUAAAGUACCUCCAAAUUUUAAGGUAAGCCCAGAACCAUUUGUCCAGGAGAGUUUUCAUAAAUUAACAAAAAUUAUUUCAAUAAGUUCUACAAAAAAAAUAAUAUUUUCUUGGUAUUUACCACCAGUAAUUAAAUUAUACAAAAAUAAACCUUUGGAGUAUUUGGCUUGGAUUAUAGGCCAUGAAGGAAAAGGUACUUUAAUUAGCUACUUAAGACAAUUAAAUUAUGCAAUGGAACUAGAGGCUGGAAUAGAAGAUGAUUUCUCCAGUAACAGUAUUUAUAGUUUGUUUUCAAUAACUAUUGAACUAACCACAUUGGGCCUGACUAAAUUAGGUGAAGUAAUUGAAUUAACAUUUGGUUACUUAAAUUUAAUUAGAAGAGAAGGUAUUUCAGAAGCAAUCUUUAAACAGCUACAAAUUUUGGCUGAAAAUGAUUUUAACUUUGCUGAAAGUAAAUCUGCUAUUGAUCAUGUUACUGAAUUAUCAGAAAAUAUGCUUGUUUAUGAAGAAGAAGAUUACAUAAGUGGUCCAUUUUUAUUCCUAAAAUACUCCCCAGAAAUUAUACAAAAAUUUAUCAAUUUAUUAACUGCAGAUCGGGUAGCAAUAUUUGUGCUAGCUAAAGAAUUCAAUGAUUCAGAUCUAUUUACCAAAGAUCCUAUUUUUGGAACACAAUAUAUAACAGAAUCAAUUACCAGUGAGUGUGAAGUAAAAUGGUCAACUAUUAAGCCUCACCAGUACUACAGUAUUCAAAAAGAAAAUCUAUUUUUAACAACAAAUUUUACAAUUUUACCUGAAUUAGCAGAUUAUAACAGAUAUCCACAAAAAAUACUUGAAAAUGAGUAUAUAGAAUUAUGGUAUAAACAAGAUACGCAUUUUAAAUUACCAAAAGGAUAUGUUAUGUUGAAUUUUAUAUCAACAUUACCUUCAAAAUCUUUAGAAAACUACAUAUGUUUUGAUUUAUUUUUGGAUUCAAUUGUAUUUUUAUUAAAUGAAGAGACAUAUCCAGCAGCAAUGGCUCAACUUUCUUAUGGAAUAAGAAUAUUUUAUAAUGGAUUUGAAUUGACAUUUACUGGUUUUAAUGAAAAAUUACAUUUACUUAUUAAUAUUGUAAUUAAAUACAUAAAAGAUUAUGAAAAAUUGAUGACUGAAAAAAUAUUCAAAAUGGUAAAACCUAAAGCUAUAAAUAAACUAAAAAAUAAUCAGUAUGAUCUAGACUAUGUACCAUCUGAUUUAAAAAACAGUUUGAUACAAGAACCCGAUUGGAACCUGGAUGAAAAAUUAAAAAGUUUAGAAAAAUUAAACUACAAUACAUUGAUAGAGUUUUAUAAAAAUAUGACAGUUUUAUACUGUCAAGCUCUAAUUCAAGGAAAUAUCCAUAAAAAUGAAGCUAUAAAUAUUUCUCAAAGAGUUGUUGAUACUUUAAAUUACAAACCAUUAGACAAGAAAGAUUUUCCUGUAAUGUUAGUAAAAAAACUAAACAGUGGAGAAAACCGAAUAAAAUUGUCUAACUACAAUCCCAAUGAUAAUAAUUCCAUAGCUUAUAAAUAUUAUCAAUUUGAUAAAAAUAACUUGCAGGACUCUGUCAAAUAUUAUGUACUUCAGUCUAUGGUGGAAGAAUCUGCAUUUGAUGAGUUACGAACAAAACAAUGUCUAGGUUAUGAUGUUCAAUUUAAUGUAACAUCCUCUUUUCAACACUAUGGAUUUUAUUUUAAAGUGGCCCACCAAAAAAAAAAAUUUGAAACUAAGUAUGUGUUUGAAAAAAUGGAUGAAUUUUUAAAAAACUUUUGGAAAGACUUCAGUGAUGCAGAGGAAGUUGAUAAAGUAAGAGAAGCUUUGAUUGCAUUAAAAACAGCUCCAGAUGAUUGUUUAGUACAAGAAUUUAAUAGAAAUAGAAAUGAAAUUUUAGAGAAUCGUUUUAAAUUUGAUAGAUUGGAAUUGGAAAUAAAAGCACUAAAAAUUUUAAAAUUUGAAGAUGUUCAAAUCUUAAAAGAUGGUUUUUUAAAAAAUAGUAGAAUACUCAGUGUUGAAAUUAUUGGAAAUUCUGAAGACUUAACAAAUGACAAUGAUAUUAAUAGUCCUCCAAUAAAAAAAAUAUGUUUGGAUGAUGAUACAGAAAAUUAUGUUUAUGUUAAAAAUUUUGAUGAGUUUAAAAAUACCUUAAAAUCUUAUUAAAUAUCAAGUGUUAUCACUGAAAUUUAAUAAUAAAAAAAAUGUACUGUAAUCAAAAGUUUUUUUUUUGAAAAUUAUAAAACAAAAUAUAAUUGUUUUAUAUCAUACUUAAUAUUUUUUUAAUUGAAAAUUUUGUUUUAAUUCAUUUUUAAAUGGGUCAAUUGUUACCAUACAACAAAAACAAUAAAAACCCGUUUCCUUACUUAUGGAACAUUAAUAUAUUAUAAAGUAUAUGUGCCAUUAGUCAUUAAGAAAAAAAU